GAGUUUAGUCAUCGUUCAUUGCUGAACAUUCAGUGUUUUAUCUCGUAACUUUUAUUUCUCAGAAUUUUGUAUAACUUUUUCUGAAAUAACAUUUCUUUCACUUUGUUGAUUCUCUCAGAGAAUUUUGUUUUCAACUCAUCGAGGAACAAAAGUAAAAGAGAAGACUUUCAACAUAUUGUGUAGAUAGAACCUUUUAAAUUCGCUUCUUUUUGUUUGUUCUAUUCUCUUUUUUGGUUUCUUUUGUUUUUUGUUCGAAUUUCUUUUUUUUAUUUGUGUCUUUUGUCUUUAUCUUAAUUUCUUUCGUUUUUUUUCUUCUUCGAUGUCGGAAACAAAUUUGGCUCAAUCAUCUCGAUUUCAAGUUGCCAAAGUGACCGGUGGUGGUGGUGAUCUUAAAAAUGAAGAUGGUCAACCUGGUGAGGAAAUUGCUCUCAAUGGUUACGAUCAUACAAAUGGACAUGAUGCCGAUUAUGAUGAUAAAUACAAUCAUGAAGAUGAUGAUGAUGAAGAAUAUGAUGAGAAUGGUGAUCGUGUAACCUCUUCACCGACUCAUUUUAAUCAUCAAAGUUCAGUGGAUUAUAACAACACCCAUACAGUUUAUGACACUAAAAAUUUGAAAAGCUUUCGACAUUAUACCAGGGAAGCUCUACCAAGGGUCGACCAUUACAGAGACAUGAAUUCGGUUCAUGGACAUAUGACUCGGCCAACAUUGGAUGAACUUCAUGGCUGUGAAAUUUCAUCAUUUCAUGAUUCAACCAAGCGGAAAGACCGGAAAUCAUUGAUUUCACCGGAUCCUGGAGAAUCGGCUGUUAAAUUUGGUUGGGUUAAAGGAGUUUUGGUACGAUGUCUAGUAAAUAUCUGGGGAGUUAUGUUGUUUCUCCGUCUCUCAUGGGUUGUCUCUCAAGCAGGAAUAGGUUAUGCUAGUUUAAUUGUCCUCACUGCCUCACUGGUCACUGUUAUCACAACUCUUUCAAUGUCCGCCAUUUGCACCAAUGGUGAAGUUCGUGGUGGUGGAUCUUAUUACAUGAUAUCCCGUAGUUUAGGUCCAGAAUUUGGCGGUUCCAUUGGAGUUAUAUUUUCAAUAGCAAAUGCUGUAGCUGUUGCCAUGUAUGCAAUUGGUUUUGCAGAAACAGUUUCAACCUUGUUAAAGGACAAUGAGAUUAUAUUAUUUGCUGAUGAUAUAAACAAUACCCGCUUGAUUGGCUGUCUAACGGUUCUCGUUUUAUUGGGCAUCGCACUGAUAGGUACAGAAUGGGAAGCUAAGACCCAAAUUUGUCUGCUAUUCAUCCUACUCGCGGCAAUGGCCAAUUUUGUCCUCGGAUCAUUUAUCCCACCCGACGAGCAAAAACGUGAACGAGGAUUUGUCGGCUAUUCGAAUGAACUGGUAAUCAAAAACUUUGGUCCUGAUUUUCGAGGUGAAACUUUCUUCUCAAUAUUUGCCAUCUUCUUCCCGGCGGCAACUGGAAUUCUUGCUGGUGCUAACAUCUCUGGUGAUCUUAAGGAUCCCCAACAAGCUAUUCCUCUUGGUACCAUGUUAGGGAUCGUCAUAACAUCAGCAUCUUACCUUGGCUUUGCCUGGAUCUUUGGUAUAACAAGUGAACGGGAGGUUUUAUCAGCCAAUGGAACGGCAAUUUUAUUUGAUGGUAAACCUCAAGGACUUCACCAUAAUUACAAUAUGAUGGCACUUAUAUCUUUGUACAGUCCACUUAUCACGGCGGGAACAUGGGCUGCAGCGCUUUCCUCAGCUUUGGCAAGUUUAAUCAGUGCACCAAAAGUUUUCCAAGCUCUUUGUAAAGACAGACUAUUCCCUUUUAUUCAUUACUUUGGCAAAGGCCAUGGUAAAAAUAACGAACCUCGUCGUGGUUAUAUCUUAGCUUUUCUUAUUGCCCUCGCUGGUUGUGCUCUUGGUGAUCUAAACGUAAUCGCACCAAUCAUUUCGAACUUUUUCCUAUCAGCUUAUUGUCUUAUCAAUUUUUCCUGUUUCCAUGUUUCGUAUGCUAAAUCAUUGGGUUUCCGACCUUCUUUCCGUUUCUACAAUAUGUGGAUCUCACUGAUCGGUGCGAUUCUGUGUCUCGUAGUUAUGUUUAUCAUCAAUUGGUCUGCAUCUCUGAUCACCUUCAUCUUAUGCUUUGCUUUAUAUUUUGUGGUUCUCUACCGUAAACCAGAUGUCAACUGGGGCUCAUCAACUCAAGCAGCUACUUACAGAUCAGCUCUUCAAACAGCCUACAAACUUAACCUUAUUCCGAAUCACAUAAAAACUUAUAGGCCACAAAUUUUAGUUCUAACUGGAAAUGCUUAUGCCCGACCUCCUCUUGUUGACUUCAGUUACCAAAUAAUCAAAGAUAUCGGACUUAUGAUCUGUGGUCAUAUUGUUCAGCCUCGAUUGAAUCAAAAAUCACGGGAAAAUUUAACACAUCAAAGCAACGAUUGGCUCUCGAAACGUAAAAUCAAAUCAUUUUACACUUUGAGCGAUGAUACAUCCUUUGUAUCAGGAGCUAAAUCAAUGAUCCAGUGCACGGGAAUCGGAAAGCUAAGGCCAAAUACUGUCAUGCUUGGUUAUAAAAACGAUUGGCAAGACUGCAAUAAACAAGAGUUAUUUGAAUACUUUUCUGUAAUUCAUGAGGCUUUCGAUAAACACAUGGCUUUAUGUAUUCUACGACUUGAGAAGGGAUUAGAUCAUUCAAGAUAUGGAAGAUUAUCUCAUGCUGUUGAUAAUAAUAUCGAUGAAGAUAAACCAUUGAAAGCAAUUAAAGUUGAUAAGAAAAUUAAGCCAAAUGAUGUUGAGAAAGGUGAAAGUUUACUCGCAGCCUAUGAUUCAGUUACAUCUCAAACCAACAGUGGCGAUAGCUCGGACGAUGAAUCACCUUUGGCUACUAAUUAUGAUGAUCAGAAAGGUGAUAUUAAAUCAGCUCUUUCUGGUGAUCGGGAUAAUGAUGAACAAUCAGUUAUUUCGAAAACUAUCCUAUCAACAAUCAAUCAAUUCCAACGAAAACAGAAAAAGUCAACAAUUGAUGUUUGGUGGCUCUACGAUGACGGUGGACUUACAAUGUUGAUGCCUUACAUUUUAUCCACUCGGAAACAAUGGUCUGGAUGUAAACUUCGGGUUUUCGCAUUAGCCAAUAAAAAAGAUGAUCUUAAUCAAGAACAGCGUAACAUGGCUGCUCUUUUGAACAAAUUUCGAAUUGAAUAUUCUGAUGUUACCGUUAUAUCGGAUAUUGUUCGUCCACCAGCAGAGAAAAAUCGUCAAGCAUUUAACGAGAUGAUCUCCAAAUGGCGGACAAAAGAUCUAGAUGAAGAGCCGAUAAAAAUGAACGACUCUGGGAACGACGUUAGCAGCGGCGGGGACAUUGAUGGAAUCAAUGUUUCGAUAUCCGAUUCUGAAUAUUUAGCCUUAAAAAACAAAUCGUAUCGUCAUAUUAGACUGAGAGAGCUUCUUGUUCAACAUUCAAUGGAUGCAUCUCUCAUCGUUAUGACUCUUCCAAUGCCUCGCAAGGGAACCUGUUCAGCCGCUCUUUAUAUGGCCUGGUUGGAAACACUAACAGCCGAUAUGCCGCCUUUCCUCUUAGUCCGAGGAAAUCAAACAAGUGUCCUUACAUUUUACUCUUAAGACUUAAUUUUCAUGUAAUUGAAACUGAAUUGAGAGUGGAAAAGGCUCAGAUUCAGCUACCUGUAGACUCCUUUUGUUUCUCUGUUUACAUUUUGUUUUUUUGUUCGUCAUUUAUUUUAGUCCUUUUCCCUCUUUCUCCUUCUCAUCUUCCUUUUUUCUUCAUCCAAGUAUCUCCUCAAUUCUUUGGCAAAGAGAGAUACGUUUACUCUCUUUUAUCUUCCAUUCUGACUUUUAUCAUCAUCAUUUCUAAUUUGAACUGGGCUUUUAUUUUUUCUUCUUUAUUUAACUUUCAUAAAUCUUUCAUCUCUUUCUUAUUAGUCAUCUUUUCCCACCUUAUCUCUUCCACAUCAUCCAAGUUAACCACCUACACACCAAUGUUUUCAGAAUGAACAAACUAAUGGCCUGAAAAAGGAAACCACCCUCAAUCAGGGCGAUUAUUGUAAUAGAAAAACAAAUGAACAGCUCGAUGUGAACAAUUUCCCACUCCUUUGCCUUAUCAUCCUGAAGAUGAUUCAAUUAUCAUCAGAAUGAGCCUUCCAAAUCCAAUUGGCCGUCGUCACCACCGUAAAAACCUUCCAAUGAUUCCGGAAUCAAUUUUCUUUUCUAUUUUCUUCACGUAUAACCAGAUUUUCACCUUGACCAUUAAGUGGACCAAUUAACUCUGAUUCGUAGGAUAGAAUAAGCUGAUUAAUAUAAAAUUUCAAUUUUUUACUCUUUCUACAACCUUCUUAUCAUCAUCACAUCAUCUUCUUCCCUCUUGUGGGUUAAAUUUGGGGUUAAAUUGACAAUUUAAUUAGCGAUCAAAACAAAGGACAACAAUUUCAUCACCAAACUUGUUAACGCACCAAAAUUAACUUAUAUCUUCAUUAUCAACGAUACUCUUAAUCAGUAGUAGAUCUGAUUUUAUAAUUAGAUUAUAAUUAUUAUUAUCUAAACGUAAAUUAAGCUUUAAUCAUUGAUUUGAUUCUUCCUACUAUUCAAAACAAACAAUAACCACACUCAACUAAUAAUAACAAAUUAAAUGCAUUCAAUGAAUCAGCAUUUGUAAACAACAACAACAAUUUAAAUACGAAAAUUUAGCGCGUAAUCAAUUGAACAAUUAACAAAUUAUCUUUCAAUUGUAAUUGCAAAUGAUGCAUAUAAAAAGUUGACUGAAAAUGAUUAAAAA
Panonychus citri (citrus red mite) is the source of this 4772-nucleotide messenger RNA. RefSeq names its product solute carrier family 12 member 2-like (gene Ncc69). Gene Ontology annotation, molecular function: sodium:potassium:chloride symporter activity. Gene Ontology annotation, biological process: chloride transmembrane transport; sodium ion homeostasis; cell volume homeostasis. NCBI's taxonomy places the organism in Eukaryota, Metazoa, Arthropoda, Arachnida, Trombidiformes, Tetranychidae. The transcript has 16 exons. Bases 320 to 3604 code for a protein of 1094 amino acids. Gene Ontology annotation, cellular component: membrane. The record is from RefSeq and is a predicted model, not a curated record.